CAAGUUAAAGAAUAAAUGAAGUUCAUGAUUACUUAAAAGUUAAACCAAAAACCAGUUAUUUAUAUUUAUUUUUUAUAAUUUUUAUUUUUUAUUAUUACUGUUGUAUAAUAAACUUAUAAUUUUCAUAAUAAAUGUGAUAUUAUUAUUUUUUAACGUAAAUUUUAUUGUGUUAUCUAAUUAUGUUGGACGAAACUGACAAAUUGGAUGAUAUGGCGGGUCAUUCAAAUAACAACAUGCCAGCUGAUGUUAAUUUUAUACCUAAAAUUAUCGAUCGAGUACCUCCAAUAGACGAUGAUUCCUUGAAAGGUAUCACUAAUGAGAAAGGACGAAAACUUUUCGUCGAUAAAUUGGGGGCACCCCGAUUAGUGGUCGCACCUAUGGUAGAUGCGAGCGAAUUAGCCUGGAGGGAGUUGGCUCGACGAAGGGGUGCCAAUCUGUGCUAUACGCCUAUGCUUCAUAGUGGAGUAUUUAGAAGGGACCAGAAAUACAGACAGGAAGGUUUGCAGAGUUGUGCCACCGAUCGACCACUCAUUGUGCAAUUUUGUGGUAACGAUCCAAAUAUUAUGCUCGAAGCCGCCCUAUUCGCCCAAGACCACUGCGACGCAAUCGACAUAAAUCUGGGCUGCCCACAAGCCAUUGCGAAGAGGGGAAAGUACGGUAGCUAUCUCCAAGAUGACUGGCCACUUCUUCAAAAUAUGGUGUCACUUCUUUCAUCUCGCCUAUCUGUGCCUGUUACCUGCAAGAUUCGUGUAUUCGAGAGCAUAGAGCAUACCGUGCGUUAUGCGCGCAUGCUGGAGGAGGCCGGUUGCAGUAUGCUAACCGUCCAUGGUAGGACAAGGGAGCAAAAGGGACCCAUGACUGGGCUGGCUAGUUGGGAUCACAUAAGGGCCGUCAGACAAAAUGUAAACAUUCCAGUAUUAGCUAAUGGUAACAUUCAGUAUCUACAUGAUGCAAUAAAAUGUUUAGAAUAUACAGGAGCACAUGGUGUAAUGGCUGCUGAAGGACAUCUUUAUAAUCCUGCAAUAUUUCAAGGUAAAUCCGUUCCUGUAUGGGAAAUUGCAGAAGAAUACCUAGAGCUUGUUAAAUUAUACCCUGCACCAUCAUCUUACAUUAGGGGUCAUCUAUUCAAGCUGUUCCAACAUAUAAUGAUAUUACCUGAAAAUGCUGAGCAAAGAUCCCAACUUGCUGUUGCGCAGAAUGUAGGGGAAUAUUCAAGAAUAGUAUCUGAAAUUAGAAUGAGAUACAUGCCAUAUUACACAGGAGAGAAAUACUGGAACCUCUCUGCCGAACCUACUUACAAUUUAGUUUUUCCGCCAUGGAUGUGUCAGCCUUAUGUACGGCCACCACCAGAAGAACAUUUAAAGAAAGUUGAAGAAAAUCAAAACAAAAGCGCAGAUCUGCUACCCAAAAGAAAUUAUGAGGAUGCAGAUGGAAAUAUGAUAAGUCGAAAGAGAAUGAAAAAAUUAAGAAGGAUUCAAAGACGACCAAUAAGAGAUCCUUCUGAAUAUGUUAAAAGAACUGGAGAAUAUUGCUUGUGUUGCCCAAAUCCUAUUGGGGACAAAUGCACAUAUACCUUAUGUAAAAAGUGCUGCAAAGAAAAAUGUUACCAUGAAAAUCUGGACUGUGCUGGACAUAGAAUUCUUGUCAAAACUAGAAGAGAGAUUGCUAUAAAACACGCAGCUCAGAGAGAAAAUGGUUUGAAUGAAGCUAUAGUAGAAAAUGAUGAAAAUAGACGAUUAGAUACUUGUAAUAAUAGCACACAAUACAUGAAUUUUACAUGACAUUUUAUA
Messenger RNA from Ctenocephalides felis (cat flea), 1790 nucleotides. Its product is annotated as tRNA-dihydrouridine(16/17) synthase [NAD(P)(+)]-like. Gene Ontology annotation, biological process: tRNA processing. The coding region runs from base 180 to 1781 and encodes 533 amino acids. Lineage: Eukaryota; Metazoa; Arthropoda; Insecta; Siphonaptera; Pulicidae. The record is from RefSeq and is a predicted model, not a curated record. The transcript has 7 exons. Gene Ontology annotation, molecular function: tRNA dihydrouridine synthase activity; flavin adenine dinucleotide binding.